This is a messenger RNA of Didymodactylos carnosus, 2334 nucleotides long. The record is from the annotation of a GenBank genome assembly. Lineage: Eukaryota; Metazoa; Rotifera; Eurotatoria; Philodinida; Philodinidae.
AUGGUACUAGUCCAAAAUCAAAAAGUACAAGAACAACCACUACAGCAACAACAACAACCACUAAAGCAACAACUAGAACAACCACUACAGCAACAACAACAACCACUAAAGCAACAACAACCACUAAAGCAACAACUAGAAGAACCACUAGAGCAACAACUACAACGAAAAGGAUUAGAACCACUACCAAUCUGUUUUGAUGGUAAUUCAACAGUUUUAAGAGAAAAUGGUCAGUUAUGCUCAAUACGUGAUUUGAGUAUUGGUGAUAAAAUAUUAGUCUCGUAUUCCGAUGAUGGUAAUACACUGCAAGUAAAAUAUAGUCGCGUGUUAGCGAUUUUUAUCUAUCAGCACUACAAUCAAAUUCAUCCUAUUCAAUAUUUGGAACUAUUUACAUCGUCAUCAAAAACUAAUGCGUUGCAUAUUACACCUACACACUCAUUAUUAAUCAAAAAAUUAAAUGAUAAAAAGGAGAAAUAUCAGUUUGCAAAUCAAAUUGAAAUCGGUGAUUCUGUUUAUAUAGCACAAAAUGUUACAAGCGUAGAAAAAGUUAUUGUUACUCAGAUCAAACAUAUUUUGUUAAAUGAUGCGUACGCACCGAUCACAAGUGAAGGAACAAUUGUUGUUAACAAUAUAUUAGCAUCAUGCUAUGGUACAUAUAGACACGAAUACGUACAUUUCAUAUUGAAGCCAUUACGUCAGUUAUAUAAGUUAAUGAAUAAAGAUUUAGAACGCAUAAUUUCUCAAUUGUACGUUUAUCUAGCUCAAAGACAUAGAUAUCUAUUAAAUACACUAAUAAUUAAUAUUUAAGAGAGAGUUCAUCGAAGAAUCAAGCAUAAAAUGCUCAGUUAAUAAAAUGUUUUUAAACCUAUGUCAUUCGAUUCUUCGUUAAAAAUUACUAGCAAGUCCAAACUUUUAGACCCUUGGAAGAUUUUGAGUCUCGAGUUAGUGAAAAUUUCAACGAGAGUACGUACCAGAGCUCCGUAUGGACUAGACUCAAAAAUUUGAGUCCAUAUGGAGCUCUGGUACGUACUCAUUUUUGUUCUCAAAAACGGUCACUUUUUGUAUAUUUAUUAUUUUUCUAUAUUUUCUUUACUUCGCAAUUUUGAGUUGAAUGGUAUUCUCUGAAACAGAAAAUUCUAAACGAAAUUUAAUACUUUUUAAUUCUCAAACGUAGCUAAACUUCGUGAAAAAUUGAAUUAAACGGAAAAACAUACAAUUUCACACGCUUAAUUGUUGAGGUAAGAUGCGCGUAAUGGAAACUUCAAGUGAAAUUAUUUUUUGAGUUUAUUAUACAUAUUCGGAUUCAGCUCAACAAGCCGAUCACAAAUAUUACCGUCCCAGUCAAAAAAAACUUUUCUUCAUGUCGAAAAACUCAAAAUACUUGAAAGGUCUCAAAAACAGGAAAAUUUGAGCUUACUAUAUUUGGAUUCCUUAUUCAGAAUUGCAUCUAGCCAAGGUACUCUCAGGUCUCCAAAUCACAAAGUGAAAUUUUGGCUGGGCCCGGAACGUAUAUGAGUCAAAAACACCUUUCGUUCAAAAACUCUACUAGUUUUUUGUGUGGAUGGCUAAACAUUUGAUAAACAUAUCGAUAGAUAGGCCAAAUAACCAGCUUUAAAAAUACUUGGAGCUUUUUUUCAAAUUUUGUUUCGUUGCUAAGAAAAUUCAUUUUUUCCAAAUCAGAGGCGAAAAAGUCGGUUUUCUGUCCGUAAUUCUGAGUUUUUCGACAUGAAGAAAAGGUUUUUUUGACUGGGAAGGUAAUAUUUGUGAUCAGUUUGUUGAGCUGAAUCCGAAUUUGUAUAAUAAACUCAAAAAAACUCCAUUUGAAGUUUGCUUUACGUUUGCAUCUUACGAUAAAAUGAUUUUCACCAUCUCUUAACUUAUGUACUGCUAAACGUUUUAUAAACAAAAUAAAUAGUUUUUAAUGUUUACAUAAAGUAGAUAAUGUCCGCUUUCAGUUUACUGGAUCAAACAGAAUCGGGCGAUUGAUUAGUAAACAAUCGGAUUAAAUUUUUCAAUCGGUCAAUAUUCACCGCUUUUUUUACUGACGAGGGAACCCCAUGAAGUGAUUAAACGCUUUUUGCUCGGAAUCUAGUGGGUUAUAGGUUAUCGAACAUGCUGAUUACGACCAUGCGGCUUCCGCAUAGCCCUUCGAAGACCUGGUUUUCUAGAAAACGAGUUUUUCAGAAACUCCAAAAAAUAACUCGAACCGUUCUUAAUAACGCAUGAUUGUAGCCCGCACAUUUCUGAUUAAAAUGAGACUUCUCCCAACUCUACAUGACCUUUCUUUGCAAAGUUAUAGAAUUUACACGAAGAGCCCUAAAUUAAUUUCUUCUU